This is a messenger RNA of Zingiber officinale, 1048 nucleotides long. RefSeq lists its product as uncharacterized. NCBI's taxonomy places the organism in Eukaryota, Viridiplantae, Streptophyta, Magnoliopsida, Zingiberales, Zingiberaceae. Bases 1 to 480 code for a protein of 159 amino acids. The transcript has 4 exons. The record is from RefSeq and is a predicted model, not a curated record.
AUGCGUUUCCGUAUAAGACCCAAGAGGAUGCUAACUCCUCAAAAUGGGCAAAUGAAACACAAGGCCAAGAAGAAGAUGUUGAUGAUGAGGAACCUAUGGAGGUUGAGCCUAGACGGAGAAAAAGAGUUCGGUUUCUACCGCCGCUGCUGCCACCGCCUUCAUCAUCUUCUUCUUCUCGCCCUGUUGUGCCUGCCCGCCGCUACCACCGCUUCCACUGCUUUCUUCUUCUUCUUCUUCUUCUUCUUCUCGCCUUGUCAUGCCCACCCCGUGAGUUGCCCGAUCAGGCCACGCCGGAGCGCCGAUUCAUCCAGAGUACCAAUCAACAACUUCUGCAAUAGAUAUGACAAGUUCUGCCCAUUCUACAAAUUAGUUUGGAUGAUGCGUAACAUUAUUCACUUCAACACUUUGGCGAAUCAGGCCGUCGAGAGAGGAGCAGGUUCUAAUGGUCAAAAGAUCACUUAUAGCAUCAUCAAGCAUUGAUUAGGUGACCUCUUCUAUCGAUUAGUGUAAGUAGUAGACCUUUAAGACCCUAUUUGUGCAAGUUGGUCGUAAAGUGGCUGCUAAUUGAAGGCUCGAUUAUGUUGUUUGCCUUCGUCAGGUCCCAAAAGUUUGAAGACCUUGCCGAAGGUGAGGAAGCUCUUGAUAUACGUACACUAUUUUUUUUUAUUUAGAUUGUAGAUAAUACUAUUUUACAUGUAUAAAGAUUGGGUAACCAACAGGUACAUUAGUAGUGGUUUUCACAAGGUUUUUUUGGUUUUAUUAACAAUUUUGGCUAUAUAGUGUACAUAUUUUUAUGUUGUAAAUAAAUCUAUUUUACAGGUGCAACAACUUGAAAGGCACAAAGAUAUUGAUAAACACAUGAAUCAUCAUUUCUUAUUACGAGAUGAAGAGGUUUAUUUAACUUGGGGCUAUUUGUGUUGUGUAUAUAUAUAUAUAGUUGCAAGAAAGAGGAUUAUGUGUUAGAUGAUGAGAUUUCUUAUUGAACAAUUUUAUUUAUUGAUUUUUCUAAAUAAUAUAUAUUCUAAAUCAUCUUUAUCUCUAAUAAGAA